CUAUCUCCCAGGAAGCUUUGCGGGCGUGGUUGAGCGAUCAUACGAGAACUCAAAAACCGACCGCGAAUUUGAGCAGUGUUAUCAAUCCACAGAAAUCUGAAACCAUUUAGCAUCGUUAGCUUUCUAUCAUCACCUAGAUAAUCGUAAUCAAAUUUCUUAUAACUUUGGACAAAAAUUUUCGAACAAACUUGAAUGUAGAACGGAUUUUCAAGGCCUUGUUUUGGUCUUGUGAUGGCCGAGUCAAGUUCUUCAAAGAAGCGUCCUCCUAAAAAGAAAGGCGGGCGACCGAAAAGACAAGAAAAGCUCAAAGUUAUUUAUCUAAAGGAAUCUGUUAGAGACCUUUGGGGAGCACGUAAGAUUUCCAAGGGCUUCCAACGACUGACAGACAACGAGUUUGCCAAAGUUUUACUCCAUUCAUGUCCUUUGAAUCCUCAACACUCUUUUGCUGAGGGAAUUCCAGCAGAUGUCUGGUCAAUAAACCUGUUGACUUUCCCUCCCCCUUCUAUGGACAAGAAGUGGCUGGAAGUGGGUAUGGAAUAUUAUGUUUGGUUCAAGCACAUAAGCUAUGUGGAAAACUUCAACAGUAUGUGGUUGAAGUAUGCUUCAAAACGCAACUACUUUUAUUUUACAGGCUUCUGCACAAGAAUGCAAAUUGCUGCUAUUGACCACAAUAUGCACAUACACCCAAAGCAGCUUACCACAGCUGAAGGCCAACCCAUCUACAAAAAGAAGUAUUCUAAGAGAAGCAAGCAGUGGAACAGCUUAGGUGUUAUCCUUGAACUGGAGAAGAAGCACAGCUACAUGCCAUAUCUCAUGGCUCACAUCAUGAAGGCAAGGAUACAUGACCAAGGCCCUGCCGAUAGAGUUGUGCCACUGCCAGAGUACCACCCUCGGCACCUGACAGCUACCAUUGAUAUACAGGUACAAAUAUCAAUUAACAAUAGUGUAAUGCUUAUUUGCUAUUUGUCUAAACAUCAAUUUAUGCAGUGUUCAAUUUCUACAAGAAGAAUAAGAGUUUUACUGUUCAUUAUAAUUGUUUGGAUCUUUAAAAAUGUACUUAGUAAUGCAAUACUGUAGUAAUACAUAUUCAAGCAUGUUGACUACUUUCUAUAUAGUUUUCAGCUCUGGAAAGACAGGAUCUCUUAGGUUACUGAGUAACAAAACAAGUACUGUUAAACUUUGAAGCCAUGCACAGUUACAUUGAUUUACUUGAAAUGGGAUUUUGCAUUACUUGUGGCCACACCAGUAAUUUUUAAAUCUUUAAACCAAUAGAUACAAAAACAUUUUCUUUGGUUGGUUUGCCAGGAACCAUAUAUUAUUGCAUAUUGUUCAAUUCUGUCGGUCAAAAGUUUUGCUCUUUUGUUGAAUGUUAAUUUUGACAAAAAUGACUUUUGGGCUUAUGCUAAUUUUGUUGUAUUAGCUUAUAUUUGUUUGAUUUUUUGCCUAGAGGUUCCUUGUGUUAUAUAAAACAAAAAAAGCGUUGGUCUUUUUGGCAGAUGAUCCAUUCUUGAAAUACUGAAGAAGACUUUGGAUUUGUGUGAGAUUGCUCAAUUUGCCAGAUUACUACUUUUUUAUUAUGGCAUUUUUGCUCAGUCAUAUCGCAAGAUCACAAGCUAACAACCUAACAGUUUGAACUUUGCCAUUUUUUGCUCCUGUCCCUAUGAGCUUGUUUUACUUUUAAUGCAAAAGGAAUAAGAAGACAUUUCACCUGAUUUAUGUCAACUCUUUUUUGUAAAAAAAAAAGCAACAAUAACCCCAUAAGGAAAAAUAAAUACACAAUUUAUCUGUAAACUCUCACUCUGCCCUGAUCCCAUGUACACAUUGUCAGGUGCCCUGUAUGAAUGGCGAAUUGCCUUUACAGCACAUGACGGCACCACACGCCUAUUGCCCUUUCCCAAAUACCCAUGCUCCCACAGCACAAACAUCCUAAAUGCCGCUUUGCGGAAAUUUGCUGCAGAAAAAUCAAGCUGAUCAACAAAUGCAUCACAUCUAGACCUUAUUGCCAUCUCAAGCACAUGCCUGUCCAAACAAAGGUUUUCAAACAAUUCGUAUGAGGUGAUGCACUCUGGGCGGUCACAGCAUUUAUUUUCCUCUGGAUUUGGCAUAGGAACACAUCUGCCACAAAUGCACCAUCGAGGUUGGUUAGGCUUUGGUGCUGGCUCAAGUAGCCUCUUGGCAAAGUCAAAGCUGCCCCGCCCAUUGUUCAACAAGCGUACCAGUAUGGUUUGCAUCUCUUGGACUUCAAGGUUGAUUACAAAAUUCUAUAAAAUAGAAAAUAGUGUCACAUUGUCUAUUAUGUAACAUAAAGGAAAAGUCUGAGGUAAUGUUUACAGUGCAAGGUAGGGGUGCAAUGUUUGAGUUGUCAGUUCACACAUCAAAGAAUAAUACUAAGAGCAUGCUCUUUAUAUCUCUAUUAUAUGGGAUAUCAAUUAUAUAAUCUAUUCCAUUUACAUACAUUUAUUUCUUCCCGUUUCGCUUCGAUAUCUAAGCGCUGCCGCUCGAGGGAGAGCCGGAAAGAGCACCGGCUCUUACAGUUCGUAAAUUCUAGUGUAAAAAAACCUGGGAUCGUUUCUAACUGGAAUAGUUUCUAACAGAAUAGAAAAAGCGACAUGAGCUGAAGUAUACCUCUCGCACCACUACCACCACAACCAACUUGCUAACACAACAAGGUGGGGUGAAUAAUUUGCUUUUUUGCCUGGGAUCGUUUCUAACUGGAAUAGUUUCUAACAGACUAGAAAAAGCGACAUGAGCUGAAGUAUACCUCUCGCACCACUACCACCACCACAACCAACUUGCUAACACAACAAGGUGGGGUACAUUAUUUGUAAUUAUAUUGAAUUUCUUUCGCCACUGCCAAACUAUGCGAAUCCUUUUUCAUAUGACCCCUUACCUCAUUAACUUGUGAUAGAAUUUCACGACUUGUGAAGUAGAUGACUACGAAAAACGCCAUAAUCGUGAAGCAACUUGAAUAAAAUAAUGCUAGUUUUAACGAAAAUCCAUGCCACAGUGUAUCAUUCCCCCCCUCACGAAAAAAAUAUAAAUAAAUAAUUGUAGUUAGAAAAAUUCCGCUCCUAUUUACAACUCCAUUCCUAGUUUUACAAAAAGUUCGCUAAAGCAGUUAAGAAAAGUAUGAAAUGUCUUAGAAACCUUGGAUCAUACAGGCUUUGUGGUCAGUUUUCCUGUCCCAAGACCCAAAAUUGUUUUGAUAGUUUGAAUUUUUAACAUAUUGAACUUCGCUUGAAAAAUAACGAAUUCACCAUACGUAAAUCUUAGAAAAACAAGUUGCAUGUUAUAUUUUAAUUGAAUAGGUCCUUAUCAAAUGAUACACUGUCUGCCUCGUGUUAAUUACGUUGUAUUCUGUAUUUGAGGAUUUUCAAAAUAUAACAGAGAGAAAAGGUCAACAACUUACCUCGUUUCCUUGAACUUCACGAAGAAAAUUGACGGAAUGGAAUGUCCGGAACUCAAGGAGAGCAAGUUGAAUGAGGAUGUAACUGAUUGACGAUGAAUUGUAACUGAUUAUUAUGUCUCUCGUUGUCAAUGACAUUUUACCAUUGCACAGCCAGGAUUUUUAACAGGGGCCCAAAAACGGGACAUAUAAGACAUUUUCUCCUGUAUUCUUAGUUAUGUCUGUAUUUUGUGUUUUAAGUAAUGUCUGUAUAUAUAAGCAAAUCUAAGUAAAAAGUCCUUACGAUAGUAAAGUAAACAAUUCUUCUGGUAUUGAUUAAGAAUUGUUUUUUAAUCACUGCUUUUAUUUUCAUGCAUUAAGAGGAGACAACAAUAAGGAAAUUGUCCCGCUCAAAAAUUUAGAAAUGACAUGAAAGUGUUUUCAGUCAUUUUAAAUAGCGCUUAAAGCCAACUAUUUUAUGGUAUAGAAUGCGAAAAAAAGAUUAUUUAUUUCGUUAAUUAUUUGACUUAAUCUCCCCCGACUUGUUAAUGUGUACACCUCUGAGUUCAAAUUGAACAGUGCUGUUUUAAUGAAGAACUUGAAAGUAUUGCUUCUCUUCUAUGAUUUAUUGUUCUUACUUCAAGCAACACACACAUGGGAAUUACUAUUUAGAGACCCUGUAUAACUUUCACUAUAAUUACUCUCAUAAUGAAUGUACUGUACUGCCAAUAUAAAACUAGCUUACCUAUGCAGAAUGGGCAAGAGUUAAACUUGGCAUAAGGUCUAGUUUAUAAGAAAAUGUCAAAAAUGUUUUUUUCUACGAGGAAAACAAAGCAAGGCUUUUCAGUAUACAUUUUACAGUGUCUUCUGAAUGUCGUGUGUGGAUGCUGUGCACAUAGAUGCACAAAACGCGAAAUUAUUGUACUUUUUAAAAACGAGAUAAAAAGUUAAAACGCCUGGUCUUGUCAAAUGAGAUUACUAAGAUAAAAAAUCAAGCUAAAUGAAAGAUUGUAACUUAGUCUGAUGUGUCUCCUAAAGAUGUGAUCGAUAUAACUUGAACUCCUUUAAAAACUUCGAUCUGCUCCAAACUCUGUGCUACCAAAAGCGCUUAUGUAACUAAAAGCCUUGUAACUAAAUACCUUGUAACUGCUAAUUAUAAAUCAAAGUUAAUUAUUGAGUGUGAAUAUAAUCUAAAAACAAAACAAGACAACAGUCCUUUCUGUAGGUUAGUCUAUUUACACGUCCGUGACAAUCAACAUACCCCACUUGAAGUCGAAAAUCAUCAAUAAUUUUGUCCCCUCACUCAUUUAGUAGCGAAUAACUAUAGUUUAAUAUGUAAUGGCAGUUUAAUGGCUUGUGAUCACAUGCUAAAAGUUUCGGGAAUUUACGUAAAAAUAUCCGACCAUUUGGGAAGCAUCCCUUUAAACGCAUAAGUUUUGCAAUUGAAAGCUCAAAAGAAAGCGGACGGGCACAAAACGUUAACAGCAAUAAAUCCUACUUUUAGAGCAUCUACAGUACCAAGUGACAAGUAUGUGACAAUUAUUAUUACUAUUGAUUUUAUGGACAAAAACGGUUACAAGGUGACAAGUAAGUGACAAUUAUUAUUACUAUUGAUUUUAUAGACAAAAACGGUUAAACUGUUCCGCGGGACAAAAAGUGGGUCCCUGAAACAAAAGUACAGUGCAGUGCAGUGUAUAAGUACAUGUAUAAAUACAUGUAUAAUUGUGGCUUGGUCCAACCAAGAGAUUUCAGGAAUACUACUCUUCAAACUUCAAAUUCCUUUUCUCUCAAGAAUGAAAUUAUAUAAAAUUACUGAGAAGCAUGUAGUUCAUGAGAUGGAUGCAUGAUGAUUGAAAAUUAUUUUAUGAUGAUUUGGAAAAUAAUUCUAUGGUGUAAUAUAUCAACACAGGAAUUUUUAGAUCAGACUGACCACACAGGUUCUCUCUACCUCUUGAUCAAUAAUUGGUAUUAUUUGAUUGGUAGCGUGAGUACUCAAUGCAAAAUUAAGGUAUCUUGACAGCUAAGAGAAUCAUAAUUGGCAACAUAAAAAAUAGCUUUUUAAAUACUGUUCUUCUCGCGUUUUCGCCAUAUCAAUGCUAGCCUUCUCCCUAAGAACCUCUAACUUCCUCCUUUUCUUGACUUUUUCCUUUUCGGUACUGACGAACCCUAUUCUUUUCUGCGGUGACUAGUUUCUCCUAGUUUCUUGCAGGCUCGUUUGUGCACUUCCUCGCCCAUAGCUCUAUCCUCCUCUAUUUUAUUCUUGGUAGCAAUCAAUGUGAUGUCUUCUUCCUCUGCCGCUUCCCACUUCUUGGACAUCUCCUCAAGUGCUCGGUCAAGUUCUGUGUCCUUAGCUUUUAUUCAAGAUACUUUGCGUUCUUUAUUUUUCUUUGCACGGUGUUUAUCUAGCAUGUGUUUUAGAUGCUCUCUCACCGAUUUUGUCACUACGUGGAACUAUAGAGUUGUAUGAGCAUUUAGGUUGUCUGCAAUUGUUUGAAAGACUUUGCCCCUUUCACUUGACCUAGCCGUGUACUUGUAGGGUUGUAAAAGGAGGACCUCCCUCGCCAAAGCAACAUAAUGGUUCUCCAUCCAUUCCAUCACAUUCC
This is a messenger RNA of Nematostella vectensis (starlet sea anemone), 5988 nucleotides long. RefSeq lists its product as uncharacterized. The transcript has 6 exons. NCBI's taxonomy places the organism in Eukaryota, Metazoa, Cnidaria, Anthozoa, Actiniaria, Edwardsiidae. Bases 232 to 1077 code for a protein of 281 amino acids. The record is from RefSeq and is a predicted model, not a curated record.